Moneuplotes crassus is the source of this 895-nucleotide messenger RNA. The record is from the annotation of a GenBank genome assembly. NCBI's taxonomy places the organism in Eukaryota, Ciliophora, Spirotrichea, Euplotida, Euplotidae.
GUAUUGAAUAAUCUAGAGAGUCAGCCCAAGUCAAGUGAGCUUGCACAAGAAAUGCCAAAAGCUAAAAAAUCUAACUAUAAAGGCAAGCUCACAAGGUACUGUCCAUAAGAACUACUGGAGACAAAGCAGGCUUAGAGAAGAAGAAGAGAAGUUGGUAGCCAAAGCGUAUACUAAUAGUUACGUUAGGACUAUCGAGAAAUAUGAUAAAUAAACCAAAACAUAACUUCUUUGAGGUCACCCUUGGAGAGAGGAAUGGCUUGGAGUUUAUGAGGUUAUUGAAGCCGUUAGGAUUGCCAAAGCAAGAUGAUGCAUGCAUUUCCAGGUUUCCUAAAAACUCUUUGCAACUAAAGAAAUCGUUGGGUUUAUCAAUUCCAAGUAGAAUGAAAAGAGUAUACCUGAACGCAAAUUCACCCUCUGUGAUUAAGAUAACCCCUUAUUUUAACCAGAUCCUUGAGAUCAGCAACAAGACGACUCAGAGAAUUGUGCUUUCAAAUUUCAUAUUGAAUGAAAGACAAAUUCGCAGAUUUUUAUUUGCUAACAGAAAUAAGAAGUUCAUUAAUUUCUGCAAUUGAGAGAUAGUACUUCCAAGUGUCCCUCCAAGCGGAUGGCUGCCAUCUAGCCAGAUCGAGAGAUUUGGGAUCUCCAUAAAAGGUAUCUUAAAUAGAAACCACUCCUACUCUAAUUAUGUCAAUUUUGAAAACUUUGUGGCUGGCUUAGCCAACCAAAAAGAAUUUACUAAGAACUUAGUCAAAUUCAAGACUGAUAACUAUAAAAUCGGUGAAGAGUCCACCCUCGAAAUCCUCCACAAAUACGGAUUUUCUUAACCAAAACCCUCUCUACACCCAACCUCCCACCUUCAAUCCCAAAAAUACACCUAAAAACACCUCAAUUUCUU